UGCUGCAGCCUGGAAAGGACGUUCGCCCAAGCUGGAGAAGCCGGCUCUAAGCCUCUGUGCCGCGAUGGCCCCUAUGAGGGGCGCGUCCACGCCCCCAGGGCCCUCCGGAGGGCACCCCCGCCCCCACCACCCGCCCCGCGGAUUCGAGGGAGGCGCAGGACUCCGGGUUGCUGGGCAACCGCGUCAACAAGCCCCAGAGAGUCUGCGCUACACGGAGGUUCCACCGACCCAAGCAGGCAGCAAGGGGAGGAUGCCGCCGCCGGCGAAGGAGGCCGGGCGCCAGGCCCCGCAGGAGCAAGGCGGGAAGAGCGCACCCGGCGCGGGGCGGGGUGGGGGGGGCGCCAAGGCGGCGCCCGCGACGGAGCCCCGGAAGCCGGGCUGGGCCCUGACGCCGCAGGGGCUGGCGGCCUUGCUCCCCGCGCAGCGCCGCCGCCACCUGCUCUUCUGCGACCUGCUGGAGGACGUGGGCGCGGCCGCCUCCACCUUUCCGCACGGGUCGGCAGGGCCGGGGCACCGCAUGCCCGACCCGCGCACGUGGACGCAGCCGCUCGAGCUGCCCUCGGAGCGCCAGAACCUGCUCCUGGGCGUCCUCAAGGCGGCAGAGGCCCGCGGGCGAGUCCGCGCCCUGCGGCUGCGCUACGCCCGCAUGCGGGCCGAGGAGAUCGCGCUGCUCAUCCGGCAGCAGAAGUCCGCGCGCGCCUCCAUCCGGCUCGAGCUGUUACUGCCGCCACAGCUGAGGCCCACGCGGAUCCCGGAUCCCCUGGACCGCCAAGAGGUGCGGGCGAGCCCCAGUGAGGGCGGAGAGGGGGCCCCCGCCCGCCUCUGCACACACCCGGCCCCAGCCUGUCCCCCCGCAGCGGAGGCGCGUGGAGGCCAUCCUGGAGGAGAACGCGGACAGCAGCAUCUUCCCACGGUGACGGCGACCCAGAGCGUGCAACCCGCCCCAACCUCCCACAUAAAGUUACCAUUCUCCAAAGGCUCUCUGGUCUUUCUGCUCCGGCUCCCCAGAACCCCUGAGGGGAGCGGGGAGUAUGGGCGCUCCCUCUCCCGUGGAUCUCACAGACUUAUUUAGUGGGGAGAUGCAAGUGGCUGGGGUGAAAGUAACGGGUCACACACACCUACCCCCGAACCCGGCCUGCCCCACAGGCAACCUGGCGCUCUGCAGGUCCAUGGGAGGCCCCCAGUCUUGGGGACGAUGGAGAAAGAGCCUGUUUCAGCAGCAGUCACACCCCAGAAGUAAGGGCAGACUCGGGCUACAAUGGUCCCAGUGCAGGUCAUCCCACCCGGGGAGAGGGCGGUGCUGGGGGCAGCGAAGUGACCUAAGCUGGCCUUUGAAGAGGCACCAGCUGUGCCCAGAGGACCCAGAGACUGAGGAAGGGGAACCCCCUCUGGGAGGCCCCUGCUGCCCUAGAGAAAAAAUCUCACCCUCUGGUCUUUUUUCCCAUCCUGAAUAGCCUCCUGUGAUCCCCUUAAUGCCCUGCACCUCUGCCUCUGCCCCUCCACUUCUCUCUCUCUCUCUCUUUCUCUCUCUCUCUCUCUCUCUCUCUCAAAAGGAAACCACCCAUGUCCCAUUCUGACAAACAGGCCCAGGACCUACAAAAUCCCUGGACUCUGAAAAGCCCCCAGGUUUCUGGGCAGACCUUACUCUCCUCCCUGACAUGGGCUCUUUGCAGAAGCUGGGGCUUCCCUAGGCCUUGACCCAAGCCCAGAUUGUACACAGAGCUCAGAAGUCAGCUGACAAGGAAGAGAGACAUGUCAGGAGGGGGUUCAGGAAGGGAAGGGGAAAGAGGAAGGAGGCCAGGGAGAAGGGGCUUGUGCAGGGCAGACAGGGAAGGGGAGGCCAUCUCUGUCCAGGAGUGGCAACCGCUCACAUCCUGAUGUGCUUGUGGCAUAUGGUGACAUCAGCCCUGGUGUCCUCUGGCCAAACUCCCUGCAGCCUGGACCCCAGGAUUCUGUCUCGGAGACUGACUGAGUGGGUAGAAUGAGUUCAUCUAGGAGAAUCACAUAUUAUCUCAUUACUUCUCUGAGACUCAAUUUCUUCAUCUUUUAGAUCAGGGUCUUGGUGCAGUGCUCCACACGCAGCAAGCGCUCCAGAGGGGACGGGUCACUCUGCAUCAGAUAGGCACCAAGGAAAGAGAGGCAGAGACAGACACAGAAAGCCCAGCACCCUGCAAAGGCCAGCAAGGCAGGACCUCAGUAACUGCUUCAGGGUCAGACCGGCACACAGGCCCUCUGAUCCCCAUGAAAGGAGGGGGUUAGGUGUGCAAAGGAGCUAGGGAAUGGGGCCCAGGACAUUUCUGCAGGGCCCAGGGGGACUCCUGCCUGUAGAAAGCUCUGUGGGGAAGGAAGGCAUGUGGGCCAAGAUCCAAUAUAUUGGGGGACUGUGAGGGCGCAGAGGGUCCUGGGUUCAAAUCCCACCUGCAUCAUCAACUGCCCAGCUCACCUGACUCCACGCAUGGACUUCAGGGAUGCUCUGUGCAGAAGCCACGGGAAUGGAGAGCAAACCCAAGGGACCAGAGGAGAUGGGGCGGUGAUGGGGGAAUUGCAAAGUAACCCAAGGGCACAGGGUGGGCACUGACCUUCAUCCACUGCCAGCUACCCACACCUGCAUUUCCCCACAGCGGAGACAACAGGCCGACCGGCUGGGCGGGGUCAGCCUGGUUGUGUGGCCUGGACCAGGUGCUGGCCCAUCUUCAUUGAGCCUCCCUGACCUCACCUGUGCCCACCUCUCAGGAGUGUUACCUGGGCUGAAUAAGAAGCAGCCUGUCUCUUGUCCUCAUGGGGUUCCUGGCCCCUGCCUUGCCUGGCCUGGCCUGACAACAUGGCAGCUACAGGGUUCUGAGGUCAAGUCGGCCAGGGCUCUGGGCACGGCUUCGAGAGGCAGCCUGUCCUCCAGCGCCCUCUUGCCUCUGGCCUCCCGCUCCAGGCUCCCGCCCAACCCAGCAGCCCAGCGCCCUCCCCUCCUCAGUGCUCCUGCCUCUCGCCCAGGCUUUUCCUGCCUGCCCCCCACAACUCACCUGUGCCCCCAGCAGCAGAUCCAGGCUGAUCCGUGUUGCUGGCUUCUGGUCCCACAGCCUGGCCCACAGGGACUUGCAGAUACUGAUCCUUGUCCGUUGAAUUAGGUGCACAAGCAAGAUCUCCAGCUCCCUUUCCAGGCCUCAGAGUUCUGUGAAGGUGUACCCCUGACUCGUGCAAUUGGAAUGCAUUUUUUGGGCGGCCCCCGACACUGGAGGUGUCCCGGCCAAGUGCUUGGGUAGGACGGGAGCUGCACACGGGGGAGGGGGGCACAGAUGUUCUGCAGGCGGCUCCAGAGCAGGGUCAGGGCCGCCUGACACAGCAUGCUGGGACGAGAAGCCUGACCCGGGCUGCACCGAGUCACAAAGGAGGCGAAGGGUCAGCCGAAGGGACAGGGCAUUCGUGGCAAAGGGGGCGGUGUGGCUUUAAGCUUCAGGACGUCCUGGGAUACGCGGGUCAGCAGGGACUCUGCCAGGCCCCACAGAGUACUCAGUGUGACUGCGGAUGCAAGAGCCGCGCCCCCAGUUCCCCAGCCCCGCAGCUCAGGCAUCUCCCGCUUCCGCGAGAAGCCCCCACAGCGCGAAAGGCUCUUC
Sapajus apella (tufted capuchin) is the source of this 3608-nucleotide messenger RNA. RefSeq names its product LKAAEAR motif containing 1 (gene LKAAEAR1). Lineage: Eukaryota; Metazoa; Chordata; Mammalia; Primates; Cebidae. The record is from RefSeq and is a predicted model, not a curated record. The transcript has 3 exons. Bases 65 to 1072 code for a protein of 335 amino acids.